AUGGGUAUGGUGAUGCUUCAAGUUCUUUGCUUUGUGGGGAAAGUCUGUGCCAUUGCUUGUUUAUUAAUUUUUCAAGGAUCUGCAGGAUAUGAUAUAUCCCCCUCUCCGACAAGUCUUUCUGCAAUUUCUCCUAUUGGAGACAGAACGCCUGGUCAUGUCAUCCAAGAUAAACCAUUGAGAAGCAAUACAUCAGCUCCAGCAUCUCAGCCAAAUGGCUCCUUUUUACACCUUCCACUUUUGUUGCCACCUCUCAAGUCUUCCCCAGCCCCCCAAACAAGCAAAGGUAUUGCACCAUCCUUGUCACCAAGUACUCCCACAUUGUUGCCGCUAAACACUUCAGCUCCAACCCCUAUAGCUUUUCAAGGCAUCUCACCAUCAACGCCACCAAGAGCGCCUCAAAAUGCAGUAACAGUUGCAUCACCCUCGAGUAAGUCACCACAAUAUCCACCUGCCAUUCAGCCACCCAUGCCAGGAUCCAUGCCACCAAGUCCUCAUCAAAACAAGACGCUGGCUCCACUCACUGUGCCAAUUGCUCCAACACCGAGGAAUAUGACACAGAAUCCACCAGCUACCCACCCAGUCAUACCUGGAGUACCACCAUCCAUUUUGCCUGUGCCUGUUGCAUCACCUCCACUCAACUUGGCAGGAAAUCCACCACCCAUCCGUCCUACAUUGCCUAAAGAACCUCCAUCUAAUUUACGAGAACCUAGUAUUUCUCCUGUAUCAACUCCUUCACCAAGCACUACCAGGAACAGAGAUGGCAUGCCAGUUGCUGCACCUCCUAGUGGAAUGCCCAGGCAGCAUUCACCUGUGAACCCUUCUCCAAAGGAUUCUCCUUCCACGCACAAUGCCACGAGACACUCCAAUAUUGCUCCUUCUCCUCUUUCAUUUCCCAAGUCUCCUCCGGCUACAGGGUUUAAUUCUGCAUCACCUUUACCUUCAACCGCAUUUUACAGGCAUCAUCAUGCAAGAAAACAUAUCACCAGCCCUGCUCCAUUAUCAUAUCUUGUUCCGCCUCCUACUUCAACUGAACAAGAUCCAAAGAAUAACCAAAUGCACUAUGCGCCUCCACCCUUGCACCCAGGCUCUUCAGUCUCCCCAUCCCAUUUGCCAUUUCCAUCAUCUGAGAGCCCUAUUUCAUCUGCAACCCCAUCAUCUCCAACAGCUCCAUCUGUGCAAACUGAAAUGCCCUUUUCCCCCCCGAAAAUUUCUCCUUCUGGGUCUUCACCAAGGAAUCCAAAGAUGCCGCUCCUGCCACGAAUUCAAGCACUACCACCUCCUCCGCCUAAUGAAGAUUGUACCUCACUUACAUGCACGGACCCAUUAACUAAUAUGCCCCCUGGAUCACCAUGUGGCUGUGUCUGGCCCAUGCAAGUUGGACUACGCCUUAGUGUAGCAUUGUAUACCUUCUUCCCUCUGGUUUCAGAGCUGGCUACGGAAAUUGCUGUUGGAGUAUUUAUGCAGCAAAGUCAAGUUCGCAUCAUGGGAGCAAAUGCAGCCAGCCAGGAUCCAGAAAAGACAAUUGUUCUCCUUGAUUUGGUUCCACUUGGAGAAAAAUUUGAUAAUACUACGGCUUAUCUGACAUAUCAGAGAUUCUGGAACAAAGAAGUUAUUAUAAAACCUUCAUUCUUUGGUGAUUAUGAAGUUUUGUAUGUGCACUAUCCAGGUCUUCCCCCAUCACCACCUUCGGCACCUUCAAGCAUUAGUAUUAUAAAUGGUGAGCCGUAUCCUGGUCAUGACAAUAAUGCAAGUACCAUACACCCCCUAGGGGUUGAUGUGAGGAGGCCACAGCAUAAAGAUGGGUUAAAUAGCAGCGUCAUUGCAAUAAUAGUUUUGUCAGCCUCCAUAGCGGUGAUUUUAUGUUGUGCAGUUGCUUGGGUUUUGCUGUUCAAACAUAGAAACCGCAUGUACCAACCGGAGCCAACUCCACCAACUGUGCUGCCUUCCCUAGCAAAAUCCUCAGGGAUUGCUGCAUCUAUGAUUGGGAGUGGGCCCAGUUCUUCGUUAUCAUUUGAAUCUAGUUUUGCAACUUAUACUGGUUCUGCUAAGACAUUCAGUUCGAAUGAUAUAGAGAGAGCAACCGAUAACUUUAAUGCUUCAAGAAUACUUGGUGAAGGUGGUUUUGGUCGUGUUUAUAGUGGUGUGCUUGAAGAUGGGACAAAAGUGGCUGUCAAGGUACUUAAGAGAGAUGAUCAGCAGGGUGGUCGUGAAUUCUUGGCCGAAGUUGAGAUGCUUAGCCGCCUUCAUCACAGAAACUUGGUUAGGUUGAUUGGCAUAUGUACAGAGGAGCGCUCUCGCUGCUUAGUAUAUGAACUCAUUCCAAAUGGCAGCGUGGAAUCUCAUCUACAUG
Ilex paraguariensis (yerba mate) is the source of this 2350-nucleotide messenger RNA. The record is from the annotation of a GenBank genome assembly. NCBI's taxonomy places the organism in Eukaryota, Viridiplantae, Streptophyta, Magnoliopsida, Aquifoliales, Aquifoliaceae.